Molecule: messenger RNA, 1320 nt
Organism: Mesorhabditis spiculigera
Lineage: Eukaryota; Metazoa; Nematoda; Chromadorea; Rhabditida; Rhabditidae
Source: the annotation of a GenBank genome assembly
AUGGGGCGAGCCAGACAACCUGCGCCGACGACCUGGAGGAAUAUCGCUGCUUUUUGGUUAUUCGGCCUCUGUAAUAAUUAUGGCUACGUAAUUAUGCUGAGCGCCGCCGACGACAUUAUCCACAAACAAGCCGAGGGGGUGCCGUUCAAUAAGAAGUGUAUGGAAGAAAUCGAAACCCGAUCUUGCCAUGGUCGUGCUUCGACAGGCGCUAUUUUGCUGGCCGAAAUUUUCCCGAUUCUGGUGAUCAAAAUCGUGAUGCCAUUUUUCUGCCACAAGAUACCUUACGGAUUCCGUCACUUUAUUGUGGUGGCACUACAAUUUUCUGCCUACCUCGUCGUGGCCUAUGCGACGAGUUUUGAAAUGGCUAUUUUUGGAGUCGCCAUGGCUGCAGUCGGCUCUGGGAUUGGAGAAAUUACUUACCUAUCGCUGUCUUCACAUUUUCCAAUCUCCACAAUCGCCGCCUGGUCUUCUGGAACGGGAGGAGCCGGAAUUGUCGGCUCCUUCGCCUACGCUGCCCUCACGGAACCUCAGCUUGGUGGCUUGACGCCUCGGAUGACGAUGUUGAUCAUGUUGACGAUCCCGGUCGCUUUUGCCGUCGCCUACUGGGUAGUGUUGCAGUUCCCGAAAACCGUUUAUUCGCCAGGCUGUUCACCUUCUUCUUGGUUGGUGCCAGAGGACAUUGGCCGACGAGAAAAGCGCAUGUCAGCGUGCUGCACCGAAAUUCGGGAAGUACUAAACGCACAGCCAUUGUUAGAAGCCGGCGAUGAGUCCCACCUAGCGUCUCAGCGGAGCCUGACCUUCGGAGAUCGCGUCAAUUUAAUCAAGCCUUUGCUCAAAUUCAUGGUGCCGCUGAUGCUCGUCUACUUUGGAGAGUAUUUGAUCAACCAGGGAUUGACCCAACUCGUCUACUUCAACUGCGCAAAUGGGUUAGGGUUGUCGAAGGGCAGUCAAUAUCGAUGGUAUCAGGUUUUGUACCAAGUCGGAGUCUUCAUCUCAAGGUCAUCAGUACGAUUUAUCGAACUGCCGCAAAAAGUGUUGUAUCUACUCCCAAUCCUACAGUUAGCAAACGCCGUACUCUUCUACAUCGAGGCGCGGUACGCCUUCGUGCCGCACAUCUGGAUAGUGUUCGCCGUCAUCUUAAUGGAGGGGUUGUACGGAGGGUCCAGCUACGUGAACACUUUUAAUCAUAUACAUAAACAUGUACCAGUGGACGUGCGGGAAUACUCACUUUCAAUCGCGUCGCUCGCCGACUCGAUCGGUAUCGUCGGGGCUGCAUUUACCGGUAUUUUGCUCCACAACAACAUCUGCGACCAGCUCGGG